Molecule: messenger RNA, 877 nt
Organism: Colletotrichum godetiae
Lineage: Eukaryota; Fungi; Ascomycota; Sordariomycetes; Glomerellales; Glomerellaceae
Exons: 4
Coding region: 137-808 (223 amino acids)
Source: RefSeq, a predicted model, not a curated record
GCUUUUCUUACUACGCUAUACAAAAGCUGUCGGUUGAACUAUAAUCCGGGCCGCCCAAAUUGCCCAAACCCAGAACUUUGCGACCCAACAUCGCUGUUCCCAUGCGCCUUAGUACAUCAUCGACCACUACGUGCCGAUGGAGUUGACAACUUUCUCGGUUGAGACUGCCAAGGACUCCCUCCACGAAGAAGGCUUUGUUGAUCUGCACGACUCGGAAGUCGGUGGGCAUGUUUCGGAAAUUGAGCAGAAGGGCUUCCAGUACUUGUCGCCCCACGGUUUGGACUUCUGUCAGCAACGUGUUUUCGAAGAUGUGCGUAUUCGAUCCAUCCUCGAAACCCUUUUCGAAAAGUGCAACCUCGGGCACUGGUUGAGAUACAAAGAAUUGCCUGGCCAUAUCGAAUGCUUUAGGAAGGGUGGCCCAGAAGCAGGCAUGCGUGUUGUUUUAGUUCAACUGUGGGCUCGCGGUUCACGGGUCGAAUACUACAGAGGUUCACACCUAUGUGUCCUGCCUACUACGAAAGGCGAACGGUCAUUGCACGAGAUAUCCCCGAAGGCACUCGACGAAGCGGGUUGCAAGCCCAAGGAGCUCAAGUUUCCGGAUGGGGGCCUGGUCGUUCUUGAUGCACGGCUAGCCUUCGAAAUAAAAAAAGGCUAUGCUAUCACCUUCAUAUUUGCCACAGACGAAGUAGUUGCUGCCUGGCCCAAGAUUUCCCUGCCAAAUUCUCCCGAGGUUGUACGAAAAGUUGUCAACAUGGAAAGUCCAACAAUAAAGGUGAAUUUCGCCGUUCAAGCUUCAGCCGGAAAAUGAAAUACUUAGUUACUCUCCCAUCUAACCUAAAUUUUCUGUCCAAUCAUCUCUUCGACCCAGCCCAUGUCU